Messenger RNA from Ruditapes philippinarum (Manila clam), 1926 nucleotides. Its product is annotated as centromere protein N-A-like. Bases 98 to 1219 code for a protein of 373 amino acids. The transcript has 9 exons. Gene Ontology annotation, biological process: CENP-A containing chromatin assembly; chromosome segregation. The record is from RefSeq and is a predicted model, not a curated record. NCBI's taxonomy places the organism in Eukaryota, Metazoa, Mollusca, Bivalvia, Venerida, Veneridae.
CGUCAUCAAUUUAUGCGUAAAUACACAAGCGGAAACGAAACGGCGGCCAAUUUUGAGUUUAUCACAAAAAAUAACAAAUAAAGAUAGACGUUAAAGAAUGGAACUUACUGUUUUGAAAAACAACAUCGUAAAGCUGAAGUCAGAGGAGGUUUACAAAUCUUUAGAAAAAUGGUCCUUCUUGAACAAAAAAGAAAUAAAAGAAUUGCAAGAUGAUAUCCGCUCAAAGUCAAAAAUGUCUAAACGGACACUUGCAGUUGAAAUUGCGGCAGUUUGCAAUGAUAAAGAUGGUUUGACAAUGGAUAAAGUGGGAGAACUUGAAUUGAUAUGUUUACAGAUGCAUUCUACAAAGAGACAAUGGAGUGCCUAUCAUCUGUCAGAGAAACAAGGGUCAGCCAGUGUCACUGACAGUAUUAAAUCACCAUCCAAGCUGAGACUACAGCUCAUAAAACAGAUAAAAAACUAUUUCCAUAAAGGUUGUAGUGUAUCAGUGGUAUUACAUGAAGGGUUGCUAUGGGGACGGUUAUACUUACCGCUGCCAAAAAAGAAGAGUUACCAACCAACACGAUGUUUGUACUUUAUCUACUAUCCACACUCUCCCAUCAUUAUUCUCAGUGGUAUGAAAGUGGGAUUUGCUGAAUAUAUAUCACAGUGUUUUGUGGUUGCUUUUGGUUACAAGGAGUUGACAGAACUUAGUUUGACAGGGCACCAUUACCCUUCACUAGCAGAACUUGCAAUGGACAAAUUUUCUGAGGGUGGAUAUACAAAGUACCAACAAACUCACAGGUUGGGAGGUCCCCUCAGUGAUAUUACCUACCGGAAACGGAAAGCACCUGCCAUGUUUGAACAUGAGAAUAUCAUAGAUACAAACAGGGGAGAAAAACGACGAAGACUAGAGAUCCUAGAUGAAAAUUUCAGUGAAAAUGUGCAGCCUACAUUAGAAAAACUGGAAUACAGGGUAGAGCUACCAUACAGAUGUAAAGAAGUUGCCCCAGACUUGAAGAACGAUGGUAAUUUGUUCCACAGUAGAGUUCGUUUUCGCGGUGCUAGUGUUUUAGAAGGGUUGAGAAACCUUGCAGCAGCAUCUUAUGCCACAGUGCCGUUACCAAAACAUUUGACUUGUGUACCGUCAAGAGCUAGGAACACGUUUUUAUUAGGAAAACAGCCAAAAACUGUUACUUCAUCACAAAAUGAGACUCAAAAUCAGUCCCGGCAAAAAUAGAGUUGGUGCUGUGUUUGUCAAUAUUUUGCCCAGUUGAGGAAUUUGGUGCUUGUGAAAUUAUUUUAUAGAAAUUCCUAAGUCUGAAGUGAGACAAAUUUGCGUUUAAAAAAAAAUUUCACAACUUAUGACUCCUGUGUUAUGAAUCCUUCUUUUCCCUAAUAGCAAUACAGAUGAACUUAUUAUUGGUAAAAUCUUAUUUUUUAAACUUUUUUCUCAGGAGAAUAAAGUUUAAUAAAGUCUGAAAUUUUGACAAAAGAUAAACUGUUUAUUGAAAGUCCUGGAUCUUAGGCAAUACGUAAGAAUGUAAAUAAAACGCAGUAAAUUUGAAAUAAUAGUUUUCUCAGACUAUAGGGACACAGAACACAAGAUGCUGUUUAAAUGUAUUUAUGUUUUCCCCACACAUUGAUUACGCUAUAUAUUACAUGUAUAUCAUUUUUAACAAUAUUUCUUCUGUCAUGAGUUUAAAUAUUUUAAAAAUUUAAACAGCUUUCCUGCAUGAAGUAUAUAUUUUAGUGGCAUCUAUUUUUGUUUUAAAUUUAAUAAUAGAAUUUGAAAAUGAGGAAUCAUUGAAGAAAAUACAGAUUUGACUUUUUCUUUUAAAAUGCUCAUAUUAUACAUGUAUAAUGAAAGUUUACUUUUAAAUUUGCAUAUUUUUUUUUAAAAAGUUCUGAUUUUUUUUAUCUGAAAAUUUUACCAUGUACCUUUAA